AUGAAAGAAGCCUCAAUGAUCGAUGCAUUCGAUACGGCGGAUUUUAAUCCAGAACUAAUCCUGUCCAGUGUUUUUCUGGACCAUGGGCUAGACUUUGUUACCAAUAUUGACGAUCUAGGUGACAAUAUUAUAGCUUCUGAUCUGCUCCAGCAGUUGGGCAGUUCGGUAUUCUACACUGAAACGCCUAUUGCGACGAAUGUCAACAACAGUGCCAGCGCUGGACUUUGUGCCACCGUUACGCAGCAACAACCACAACCACAACCACCACAGCAUCAUCAUCAGCAAAUGUUAUCGCAACUACCACCAGCUCUGCAUCCAGCAAGAUCGCGUAUGACGAUUGAGAAACCCACCGACGAGAUGCGCUACGACACGACUUUCGGAAGUGAUUAUGCAAAGCCCCAGCUUGUUCCGUCUCUGCCACUUACAAUGCCGAUGCAACAACAGCAACAACAACAGUCUUGCAAAUGCGAAUUCUGCGAGUAUCUACAAGCCAAUCGGAUAUCUCUCACCGGUGAUCACUCCUUUCAGUGUGAGUUCUGUGGGGAAGGCUUCUCUAAUCAGACUAGCUUCAAUCGGCAUCGCUGCGGGGGAAUGGAUAUACAAAUAUACCGGUGUGAGACCUGUCGGCAGGAGUACGGUAGUUCCCGAGUCGUAUCGAGCAUUGGUAACUGCGAGCCUAGAGAUAAAUGUGAUAUUUGCAAUCGAAACAUCGUACAGUCGCUGCCAGAAGAACAGGCGGCUUACGGGCCCGCCUCGAUGGCAGCGGGCAGUUCUUCGAUAACACCACAAACUACGCCGGCAUCCAUGUCCGAUGGAACGAUCGAUGGAACAGUUUCAUUGCUGGUCACUUCUCCCGAGGUGUCAAACGAAAGCGUCAGCGAUCUGAGUGUCAACGUACGCUCUAUAGUGAAUAGUCCCAUCCAACAGCACGAUCUAAGCAGUAUCGAUCCAUUCGGAUCGGAUAGUGAAUGUUUGGGACAGUUCUUUGCAACUGAGGCAACGUCCACUUCACCCUGUACGGCUAGCACUACCGGUAACAUACAGUGCACACCCAUGCCAACGAGUGCCAACAUUGGGAAUCUUCUUCCCACCACUGCGCUUCACCAACCGGAGUCCGCAAAAACCUUCUUCGUGCUUGGCAACGUGGAACAAUUGCAACAGUUCAAUGCAGUAGCAUCAGCCACCGCGCAACAACAACAUCAACCCAGCAACGAU
Messenger RNA from Anopheles maculipalpis, 1215 nucleotides. RefSeq lists its product as uncharacterized. The transcript has 4 exons. The record is from RefSeq and is a predicted model, not a curated record. The annotation marks the transcript as partial. Lineage: Eukaryota; Metazoa; Arthropoda; Insecta; Diptera; Culicidae.